AUGGAAGUUGAGGAGGGUAAGACUGUGACGCUACACUGUGAGCUGUCUAAACCUGCAUCCUCAGUGGAGUGGAAGAGGGGAGCACAGCUGUUGAAGAAUGUAGACAAGUACCAGAUGAAGAAGAAAGAUUUACUGGUGGAAUUGAAGAUUAUCGAUGCUAAUCUGGAAGACAGUGGGGUUUACACCUGCAUUUGUGGUGAACAAAAGACCACAGCCACUGUUACAAUAAAUGGUGGGUAUAUUUUGGUUAUAUUAUGGAGAUGUUGGAGAAAGCUUGAAUAUUGCAUUUGGCAAAUAGACUGUAUAUUUCAUCAGAAAGACACAAAUGCUUUCAAUUCCAGUUGCUUUUAAUAAAUAAGGGAAAUGUAGGUUUCAUAAAGGUUUGACAGCCCUCUACUAUGGCGUCUUUCAGCACGCCCCUUCACAUUUAUAGAAGAGCUGAGGAACGUUCAGGUUGAGGAGGGCAACAAUGUGACAUUGCGCUGCGAGCUCUCUAAACCAGGGAUGUUGGUAGAAUGGAUGAGAGGAACAGAUCUGCUGCGGAACGGAGAGAAGUUCCAGAUGAAGCAGAAACACGCAACGUUGGAGCUGAUCAUCAGGAAAACCAUACCUGAGGACAGUGGAGUCUACAGCUGCGUGGUGGAAGACCAGAAAACGUUUGCCACCAUCGUUAUCACUGGUAGGAGGAGAAACACUGUUGAAUAAUAUGUGCAAUCCUAGAAGCAGUUGAUGUCACAAUAUGUGUUUCUAUCCUUCAGCCGUCCCAGUCACUUUCAAGCAGAAACUAAAGAACCAAGAGGCCCUGGAGGAGGGCAGUGUGACGUUGCGCUGCGAGCUUUCUAAAUCAGGAGUCUCUGUGGAAUGGCUGAAGGGAGAGGAGCUGCUGAGGGAAGGGGAGAGGUACCAGAUGAAACAGGAAGGGAAGACUGCUGAGAUGGUCAUCAGGAACGUGGUCCUGCAGGACGCUGGGGAGUAUAGCUGUGUCACCGCCUGCAACGUCAAGACAACAGCUGACAUCAAAGUUAGGGGUAUGGUCUUUGCUAAUGUGUACUACAUACUAAUAUAUUGAUAUACUGUUUAUUCUUCUAAGGUUGUUGGCAAGUGUGUUAUUCUGAAAAUCUAAAUAUCUUUGAAUAUCAUUUCUGGAUUGUGCAUUGGAUGACACCAAGUACAUUUUCCACAAGGGGACAUGGAGGGAUACACAUGAGAUUAAUCAUGACGCCUUCCUGUCAAAUAAUCUGUCAGAGUAUGGAUAGAAAUCCAAGCAGUUGAGCCAGAUAAUGUCUCAGUCUUAAAUACAUAUUCUUCUCAGCCCUCCCUGUAACAUUCACACAAGAGGUCCAGAACACGAUGAUCAAAGAGGGGGACAGUGGGGAGUUCUGGUGUGAGCUCUCCAAGCCUGGAGCCCCAGUGGACUGGAGGAAGGGGAGAGUCAUCCUGAAGUCUGGAGACAAAUAUGAGAUAAAGCAGGAGGGACGCAUCACUAAACUGUUCAUCCAUGACGUGGACGAGAGUGACGCUGGGAAAUACACCUGCAAGACUAAAGACGCCCAGUCAACUGCUGAGCUGACCGUGAAGGGUGAGUCACACUGAUGAUAGUACUACACUUUGUAUAACAUUUGUAUCAUCCCAGUUGUUGUUAUAUGUAUGCAACAACAAUAUAGUGUAUAAAUACCAGAGAUGUGUUAUAACAUGUACUUUGGAUCUGCUUGCAGUUUCUUAUAUUUCAUGGGUCCAUGCAAUCCCUCUUAGUUUGACACGUUUCCACUAUAGGGACUUUAGUUUGUACAUGUUUUAGAGUCGACAAUUUAUUUGUUUGCUGUCCCCAGCUCCUCCCAUCACGUUCAAGGUGAAGUUGAAGAACCAGGAAGUUGAGGAGGAGAACAGUGUGACGUUAUUCUGCGAGCUCUCUAAACCAGGACUGAUGGCAGAGUGGAGGAAGGGAGAGGAGCUGCUGAAGAAUGGAGUGAGGUACCAGAUAAAGAAGAGAGAGGCAACGAUGGAACUGACCAUCAGGAAAGCAGUGCUCGAGGACACCGGAUUCUAUAGCUGUGUUUACGCAGAAGCCAAAACCACCGCCACUGUCAACAUCAUCGGUAAGAAGAGAUGCUCUUGGUUUCUUAAGGGGAGGUCAUGUAUUUUAUUAUAGUAAAUAAAGAAAAAAGGUAAUUUAGGAGGACGGGCACCCUCUGUUCAGCCUGGUUUCUGUUAAAGGGAUAUUUCACUCAAAAACAAUAAUUUGCUUACUUUUGCUGCUCUGUACUGAAAGUGCUCUAUCUCUUCAAAUCAAUUGCUGACAUGCAUACUUUUUUUGUGAUUGAAUUAACAUUGGUAUCUUUGUGACAUCUUUGUAAAAGUACUAAAAAUGAUUGGUUUUGAUCUCAUGUCCUCAGCCAUACCUGUCACCUUCAAAAUGGGUCUGAAGAACCAAGAGGCCCCAGAGGGGGGCAUCGUGAAGCUGUGCUGUGAGCUGUCUAAGGCUGGGGUCCCGGUGGAGUGGUGGAAAGGGGAGGAGGAGGUGAGCCCUGGAGGAAGAUACCAGAUGAAGCUGGAGGGAAAGAUAGCGGAGAUGCACAUCAAGAACAUCCAACCAGAGGACGUGGGGGAGUACAGCUGUAUAUUCGGAGAUCAGAAGACUACUGCUGAAGUCAACGUGAGAGGUACUGUACAUGUUACUGUUGUCUGGCUGUCAUUUCUGUUGAAUAGGAAAGGAUGGGCCUCCCCAACAACUGUACCAAACUGUAAUAGAAUACACAAUAAAGCAAGAGAUCAAUGCAGCUGGUCUCUCUAUGAAUAAAACAAUACAUAUCUAUUCUAGAACAGUGUUUUUUCAUAACAGACAAAUUGUAACAUAUACAGUAUCGUACUGUAUAGGUAGCAUAGUGCAAUGGCCCCGAAGCACAAUACAUUUUCUGAUGAUGUCCAUCUCUGGUCCGGACAGCUGCUGCAUCAGUCUUCUUUGAGAAGGAGCUGGAGAGCAAGGUGGUGAUGGAGGGGAAGUCUGUGGUCCUUUCCUGUGAGGUCUCCAGUGUUACCGUCCCCGUCACCUGGAGGAAGGACUCCUGCCUGGUCACAGAUGGGGAGAGGUUCACUUUGAAGAAGAAAGGCUCUGUCCACACCCUGGAGAUCAGGAUGUUGAGUCUGGAGGACGCUGGGGAGUACAGCUGCAUCACCAGAGGAAAGAAGACCACAGCCAUGCUGGUUGUGAAAGGUAGGCCAACCCCAUCCUACACUCUUAGAAAAAAGAUUUCCAAAAGGGUUCUUCUGCUGUCCACAUAGGAUAACACUUUUUGGCUCCACGUAGAACCCUUUUUGGUUUCAGGUAGAAUGGGCUACAAGACCAUCGCCAAGCAGCUUGGUGAGAAGGUGACAACAGUUGGUGCGAUUAUUCGCAAAUGGAAGAAACACAAAAGAACUGUCAAUCUCCCUCGGCCUUGGGCUCCAUGCAAGAUCUCACCUCGUGGAGUUGCAAUGAUCAUGAGAACGGUGAGGAAACAGCCCAGAACUACACGGGAGGAUCUUGUCAAUGAUCUCAAGGCAGCUGGGACCAUAGUCACCAAGAAAACAAUUGGUAACACACUACGCCGUGAAGGACUGAAAUCCUGCAGCGCCCACAAGGUCCCCCUGCUCAAGAAAGCACAUAUACAGGACCGUCUGAAGUUUGCCAAUGAACAUCUGAAUGAUUCAGGGGAGAACUGGGUGAAAGUGUUGUGGUCAGAUGAGACCAAAAUCGAGCUCUUUGGCAUCAACUCAACUCGCCGUGUUUGAGGAGGAGGAAUGCUGCCUAUGACCCCAAGAACACCAUCCCCCCGUCAAACAUGGAAGUGGAAACAUUAUGCUUUGGGGGUGUUUUUCUGCUAAGGGGACAGGACAACUUCAUCGCAUCAAAGGGACGAUGGACGGGGCCAUGUACCGUCAAAUCUUGGGUGAGAACCUUGACAAUGGGUCGUGGAUGGGUAUUCCAGCAUGACAAUGACCCAAAACACACGUCCAAGGCAACAAAGGAGUGUUAUGACUUAACUGGAUAGAACCCAAAUGCAGACAAGUACACCAAGCCAGAUAAGAUUUAACAGGUUUAUUAUAAUGUUCAAUCGUCCAGGUUUCCAAUUAAUGGGGAAGAGCAAGUCCAGGUUACAGGGAGGGUAACAGAUCCAGGUCAGGGCAGGUGUGGUACCGUAAUGUCCUAGUGUCCGUGGUGAGUCCAAAGGAGAGGUCCGAUAGUGGAGAGCAGGAUGGUGGUGGCAGGAGUGAAGCGGAGGCAGGAGUCAGGUUCCAAAUAUCUGUGGCACAGGAGAAAAAGUAAAUAGACAGGCCAAAAACACAAGAGCGAAAACAGACAGGUUGAGUCGGCAGCGAGACUAACAUGGUCGUCUUGACUCUGAUCUGACGAUGAGUGGAAAGUUUGACCGGGUCUUAAAGGCUGAGGUGAUUAUGGUGAAUGAGCUGCAGCUGGAACCCUGACUCCCGCACACCAGACUUCACUCCUGCAAUCAAGGACAGACAGAGGGGAGGGGGAGAGCAGAGAGAGAGCUACCUAGCAGCAGUAGGCCUAACAAGGAGUGGCUCAAGAAGAAGCACAUUAAGGUCCUGGAGUGGCCUAGCCAGUCUCCAGACCUUAAUCCCAUAGAAAAUAUGUGGAGGGAGCUGAAGGUUCGAGUUGCCAAACGUCAGCCUCGAAACCUUAAUGACUUGGAGAAGAUCUGCAAAGAGGAGUGGAACAAAAUCCCUCCUGAGAUGUGUGCAAACCUGGUGGCCAACUACAAGAAACGUCUGACCUCUGUGAUUGCCAACAAGAGUUUUGCCACCAAGUACUAAGUCAUGUUUUGCAGAGGGGUCAAAUACUUAUUUCCCUCAUCAAUUUAUAACAUUUUUUACAUGGGUUUUUCUGGAUUUUUUUGUUGUUAUUCUGUCUCUCACUGUUCAAAUAAAUCUACCAUUAAAAUUAUAGACUGAUCAUGUCUUUGUCAGUGGGCAAACAUACAAAAUCAGCAGGGGAACAAAUACUUUUUUCCCUCACUGUAUCCUCAUUGAACUCACAAAAUUGAAGGAGCACAAUGAGUCUUUGUUUGGCCUCUUUUGAUAUGUGAUUAUUGUGGGUAGAGGAUGGGUUAUACCUUGAUGGAAGACCCUUACUUCUUUGCAUUCUUUUGAAUGGGUAAUCUCCUCUCUGUAUGGCUUGCUACAUUAUCCUGUAAAUAGUUAUCUUGAUCCUAACCCUUUCUCUAUAGAGCGUGUGAAGAUCUUGUCAGGACUGAAGGACAUUAAGAUCAUGGCCGGGCAGGACGCAGUGUUUGUGUGUGAGCUGUCCCACAAGGAGGUAAGCGAGGGCGAGUGGUGGCUGGGCUCAAGCCCCCUGCAGAAGAACGAAAUGAACCAGAUGAGCUGCCUGGGCCACCAGCACCGCCUGGUCCUGACCAUGACCACACCAGAGGAGACCGGGACCGUGACCUUCGUGGUCGGGGAAGAAAAGACCUCCGCCCAGUUGCUGGUGCUCCCCAAACCCAAAGGUUUGCCACCUCUUUUAAUAUUGUUGUAGUACAAUGUGAAUUAUACACUUUAAUCACUAAUAUGUGUAUGCAAUUAGAAGGUGUAUACUUAGUUUACUCUGUUUCCUGUCUUUGUCAGUACUCAUUGAAAAGAAGCCCUGGGACAUCGUCAUCAUGGAAGGGGAGACGGCCACAUUAUCCUGUAUGACAUCUGACCUCUUUACCCCUGUCACAUGGAGAAGGAACAAUAUGCCCCUCCUGAACGGAGACAAGUAUGAAACGCGUAAGGAGGGAAAACUCAACCUGCUGCUCAUCCAUGAGACCGAACCAGGGGACUCUGGGAUAUACUUCUGUGACACUGGAGACAUGCAGAGCAGCGCCAAUCUGACUGUCAACGGUAAGGAUUUCCAAUCAUUUAGAGAGAAGUAACAUAACCAGGAACUCAGGUUUAUCUCAGAGGGUUACAAUAUUCGGAAUUCUCUCUUUGCAUUACUCACCCUAACAUUGAUCAAAUGGAACAUAGAUUUCCAAUUCCCUAAUUGUCUCCUGUCUCUCCAGAGGUGCCUCCAUACUUUGAGGAGGAGCUGCAGGCUGUGGAGGCUGAGGAGGGGGGAACGGCCUUCCUGACCUGUGAGCUGUCUAAGCCUGCAGUCCCAGUCCAGUGGAGGAAGGGCCGGCUACCUCUCAGGCCCAACAGGAAGUACCAGAUGAAGCAGGACGGCUGUGUGUUUCAGCUACACAUCCUGGAGCUGAAGAAAGAAGACGGUGGGAGCUACACGUUCCAGGCAGGUGGUAUAGAAACCACAGCCUCUGUGUCUGUGAAAGGUAUGUGUGGUUGGUUGUGUAAUAUCACACACCUGCUGCAUGUAGAGAAAUCCCAUCUCAUCACAGUCAUAUUCAGUGCAAGCAAAAAAUAAUAAACACUAGUAUUUGUGUAGUGUACACAUUUUUGGAGAGUUGUUUUUCCUCUGUGUCCAGUUAAGGUACUCAUUGAGAAGAAGCCACGGGACACCGUCAUCAUGGAAGGGGAGACGGCCACCCUAUCCUGUUCGACCUCUGACCUCGUUACCCCGGUCACAUGGAAAAGGAACAGGAUGCCCCUCCUGAACGGAGCCAAGUAUGAGAUGCGUAAGGAGGGCAAACUCAACUUGCUGCUCAUCCAUGAGACCGAACCAGGGGACUCUGGGAUAUACUCCUGUGACACUGGAGACAUGCAGAGCAGCGCCAAUCUGACUGUCAACGGUAAGGAUUUCCAAUCAUUUAGAGAGAAGUAACAUAACCAGGAACUCAGGUUUAUCUCAGGGUUUACAAUAUUUGGAAUUCUCUCUUUGCAUUACUCACCCUAACAUUGAUCAAAUGGAACACAGAAUUCCAAUUCCCCAAUUGUCUCCCGUCUCUCCAGAGGUGCCUCCAUACUUUGAGGUGGAGCUGCAGGCUGUGGAGGCUGAGGAGGGGGGCACGGCCUUCCUGGCCUGUGAGCUGUCUAAGCCUGCAGUCCCAGUCCAGUGGAGGAAGGGCCGGCUACCUCUCAGGCCCAACAGGAAGUACCAGAUGAAGCAGGACGGCUGUGUGUUUCAGCUACACAUCCUGGAGCUGAAGAAAGAAGACAGUGGGAGUUACACGUGCCAGGCAGGUGGUAUAGAGACUACCGCCUCUGUGGCUGUAAAGCCUUUCUCAGAUAAGGCAGAUCCUCCCAAGGCAAUUCCUCCCACAAAGGCUCCCACGAAGGCUGCCUCUCCCACUUCUCCACCCGAAGAGGCCCAACCUGGCCCUCUAGAGCGAAGGAAACGGGGCAUGACCCGGUCAUCCAUUGUGGAGUCAGAGGAAGACCUGGAGCCUGAGGAAAAAGAGACAGCGGUAGACCAGCAGGAGAAACAGUCAUUAAGGUCUAUGGGUAAGGAGACUAAGGUAGACCAGCAGGAGAAACAGUCAUUUGGGUCUAUGGGAAAGGAGACAGCGGUAGACCUGCAGGAGAAACAGUCAUUAAGGUCUAUGGGUAAAGAGACAGCGGUAGACCAGCAGGAGAAACAGUCAUUAAGGUCUAUGGGUAAAGAGACAGCGGUAGACCAGCAGGAGAAACAGUCAUUAAGGUCUAUGGGUAAGGAGACUAAGGUAGACCAGCAGGAGAAACAGAAAGUGAAACAGCCAGUAGGUAUGGUGAAGGAUAACAUAGCAGAAAAUACACAGAAACAGCUAGUACCACCACUGAGGUCUAAAGGGAAGGAGGCAACUAUGGUGAAGGAGACACAGAUGGACCAGCCGGAGAAAGAGCCAGUGAAACAGCCAGUCAGAGCUAUAGUGACGGACACAGAGGAGAAAAAGUAUAUGGUGAAGAAGACUGAAAUAGACCUGUUGGAGAAAAAGAUGAAAGAGGUUGGGGUACACCAGGUGGUGAAACAACCAGUUCCACCAGUGAGACGAGCAUCUAUAGUGUCGGAUGCUGGGAUAGACGAGAUGAGGAAGCAGCCAGUUCCACCAUCAAGAAGAGCAUCUGUUGUUUCAGUUUCGGAUGCUGGGGUAGACAAGGUGAGGAAACAGCCAGUUCCACCAUCAAGAAGAGCAUCUGUUGUUUCAGUUUCGGAUGCUGGGAUAGACGAGAUGAGGAAGCAGCCAGUUCCACCAUCAAGAAGAGCAUCUGUUGUUUCAGUUUCGGAUGCUGGGGUAGACAAGGUGAGGAAACAGCCAGUUCCACCAGUGAGAAAAGCAUCUGUUGUUUCAGUUUCGGAUGCUGGGGUAGACGAGAUGAGGAAGCAGCCAGUUCAACCAUCAAGAAGAGCAUCUGUUGUUUCAGUUUCGGAUGCUGGGGUAGACGAGGUGAGGAAACAGCCAGUUCCACCAGUGAGAAGAGCAUCUGUUGUUUCAGUUUCAGAUGCUGGGAUAGACGAGAUGAGGAAGCAGCCAGUUCCACCAUCAAGAAGAGCAUCUGUUGUUUCAGUUUCGGAUGCUGGGAUAGACGAGAUGAGGAAGCAGCCAGUUCCACCAUCAAGAAGAGCAUCUGUUGUUUCAGUUUCGGAUGCUGGGGUAGACAAGGUGAGGAAACAGCCAGUUCCACCAGUGAGAAGAGCAUCUGUUGUUUCAGUUUCGGAUGCUGGGGUAGACGAGGUGAGGAAACAGCCAGUUCCACCAGUGAGAAGAGCAUCUGUUGUUUCAGUUUCGAAUGCUGGGGUAGACGAGGUGAGGAAACAGCCAGUUCCACCAGUGAGAAGAGCAUCUGUUGUUUCAGUUUCGGAUGCUGGGGUAGACGAGGUGAGGAAACAGCCAGUUCCACCAGUGAGACGAGCAUCUAUAGUGUCGGAUGCUGGGGUAGACAAGGUGAGGAAUCAGCCAGUUCCACCAGUGAGACGAGCAUCUAUAGUGUCGGAUGCUGGGGAAGACAAGGUGAGGAAUCAGCCAGUUCCACCAGCGAGACGAGCACCUAUAGUGUCGGAUGCUGGGAUAGAGCAGAUAGUUAGAUCUAAAAAGGAGGAGAUAGAUAUAGAAGUAGACCAUCAGAACAAACAGUCAGUGAAGUCUAUGGUGAAGGAAACAGAUGAAGACCAUCAGGAGAAACAGCCAGUGAAGUAUAUGGUGAAGGAGACAGAGGUAGACCAGAGGGACAAACAGCCAGUAAGGUUUACAGUACAGGAGACGGAAAAACCCAAGAUUGCGGAGGAUGGUAACCAACUCCAUAUCUCAGUGGGUGAGUCCUUCACUGAGGCUCCCACCCAGGUAAGCGUCAACCAGAAGACCAGCAAGCCUGUAGUUGCUGUUGCUGGAGUUCCCAAGGGGCUCCAGAUGACUAAGCAAUUUGACGAGACUGAACCUGACAUGGAAAUCAGUGUUGAGGACGAACCUGAAAUGCUGGAAGCCGCCAUCAAGAUCCAGGCAGCUUUCAAAGGAUACAAGACUCGCAAAGAUAUGCGGCCAGUCUUCAAGCAGGUGUUCAAGAACCAGAACGUUGAGACCAACGGUACCAUCCAGCUAGCAUGCAUGGUGGAAGGGAAGCCCAACGCAGUACGCUGGCUGAAGAAUGGCCAGCAGAUCAUAGGAGACCAACGCCACCGCAUGAACACCUCAGAGGAUGGUGUCUGCACACUGGUGAUCAUCAACAUGUCAGCCAUAGACACUGGGGUCUAUACGUGUGAGGUGGUCAACAAGUUUGGUGUGACCUCAUAUAAUGGCAACAUUACCGUGGGUCAACCUCAAAAGCCUCCAUCCUCCACCCAGAGGCCUGCAGCCCCAGCACAGCCCUCCACCCCUUCUGUGCACCCAGUCCUGGCCUCUGUUGGCCCUCUCCAGCCAGCCCAGACCUCCACCUCUGGAAAGGAGACUAUGGGUUCUGUGGAGAGCGAGGGGAUCUCACUGUGGCAGGCCUACAACCUGACCGAGGAGGAUUCCCGCAUGACCCUGCAGGAGAGGAGGAGGGCCUCCCUCAUCGCCGCCAGCUCUAGUAAGUCAAGUUAUGAACAUGAUAGAUGUCCUUAGUAUGUGAACUGGGUCAUAUGCAGUAAUUGGGUCUGCCUUUGCUAGCUGUUUGGUUGAUAGACUGAAAAUAAUAUUUUAUUUUCUCUGUCUUUCCAGUGUCUAGUCCAUCUGACUACGACACAGCUCCAGAUUUCAUAGAGCCUGUUGACAUCAUCCCCAAAGAUCACCCCAGGUAA
Molecule: messenger RNA, 10126 nt
Organism: Coregonus sp. 'balchen'
Lineage: Eukaryota; Metazoa; Chordata; Actinopteri; Salmoniformes; Salmonidae
Source: the annotation of a GenBank genome assembly